Messenger RNA from Anoplopoma fimbria (sablefish), 2566 nucleotides. RefSeq names its product DEAD (Asp-Glu-Ala-Asp) box polypeptide 27 (gene ddx27). Bases 117 to 2435 code for a protein of 772 amino acids. The transcript has 21 exons. NCBI's taxonomy places the organism in Eukaryota, Metazoa, Chordata, Actinopteri, Perciformes, Anoplopomatidae. Gene Ontology annotation, molecular function: RNA helicase activity; ATP binding; nucleic acid binding. The record is from RefSeq and is a predicted model, not a curated record.
GCGACCCGGAAGCACGCCGCUCUCACGUCAACACACGUGUGGACUGAAAACGACGUAGAACCUCCAGAGAACCCGCUUAGAACCGUUCCACAGUGAGGAGAGCCGGUACCGGAGUCAUGUUGGAGCAGCUGGGUCUGAUCGGGACCCUCCGGGACGAGGACGAGAGUCCGGAAGAGCUCGACACCGAGUCCGAGACGGAGGAACAGCCGAUCGUCCUGAACAGGAAGAAGAAGUUAGGGAGUCGCGGUGUGAAAGACUUCAAUGCUGACUUUGAGUUUGCAGAGAGAGAUGGGCCGAGCCGUGGGGAAGAAUGGGCGAUGGAAGACGUCAUGAAACAGCUCAAGAACAAGAGAACCGCGACCACUCUGGACCAGAAAAUAGAUAAAAUCAGGAAGAAGAGGAAAGCUGAGGAGAAAUCGGUUGAGACUGACCCUGCUGAAGGUUCUUCAGCAAAGAACCAGGAAGAGGAGGAUGAAGAAGAAGAGAAGGAUGUGAAGCCUGUUGAAGGAGAGGCUGAUGGAGAUGAUGAUGAUGAUGAUGAGGAGGGAGAUGAUGAAGAUGAGUUUGAUUCAAGUGAUGAGCAGAUUCUGACCAAAUCAGACACCCUGAGAGACAAAGAACGACGGGGGAAGAGGAGGAAGAUGGGAGACGAGGCUCCGGAGUCGUACUACGAAGAUGCGUCUCAUUACGACGAUCAGCUGACCUUUGAUAACAUGAACCUGUCCCGACCCAUCCUGAAGGCGAUCACAGCUCUGGGCUUCAAGCAGCCGACUCCCAUCCAGAAGGCUUGCGUUCCCAUCGGCCUGCUGGGAAAAGACCUGUGUGCCUGCGCUGCUACUGGGACAGGAAAGACGGCAGCGUUCAUGCUCCCGGUGUUGGAGCGUUUGGUUUAUAAGCCCAGGACGUCCCAGGUGACCCGGGUCUUGAUUCUGGUUCCCACCAGAGAGCUGGGGAUCCAGGUUCACUCUGUGGCCCGUCAGCUCGCCCAGUUCACCUCCAUCACCACCUGCCUGGCUGUCGGUGGGUUGGACCUGAAGUCUCAGGAGGCGGCGUUGAGGGCGGGCCCAGACAUCCUGAUAGCUACACCUGGUCGACUGAUCGAUCAUCUCCACAACACGCCGACCUUUGAGCUGACUCACAUUGAGAUCCUGAUCCUGGACGAGGCCGACAGGAUGCUGGACGAGUACUUUGAGGAACAGAUGAAGGAGGUCAUCAGGUUGUGUUCCUACAACAGACAGACCAUGUUGUUCUCCGCCACCAUGACCGAGGAGGUGAAGGAUCUGGCGGCGGUCUCAUUGAAGCAGCCAAUCAGGAUCUUCGUUAACAGUAACACUGACGUUGCUCCGUUUCUGCGACAAGAGUUUGUCAGAAUCCGACAAAACAGAGAAGGAGACAGAGAGGCCGUGGUGGCUGCUCUGCUGACUCGGACGUUCCAGGAUCACGUGAUGUGUUUCACUCAGACCAGGAAACAAGCUCACAGACUGCACAUCCUGCUGGGACUGAUGGGACUCAAGGUUGGAGAACUGCACGGAGAACUGAGCCAGAACCAGAGACUGGAGAAUCUCAGGCGUUUUAAAGACGAUCAGAUCGAUAUCUUGGUGGCGACAGAUGUUGCAGCCAGAGGUCUGGACAUUGACGGAGUCAAAACGGUGAUAAACUUCACCAUGCCGAACACGCCGAAGCACUACGUUCACCGCGUCGGCCGAACGGCGAGAGCCGGUCGCUCGGGACGCUCGGUGUCUCUGGUCGGAGAGUCAGAGAGGAAGAUGCUGAAGGAGGUGGUGAAGGCGGCCAAGAACAGCGUGAAGGCUCGAGUCAUACCUCCAGAUGUCAUCCUGAAGUUCAGAGAUCUGAUCUCUAAACUGGAGAAAGACGUGGAAGCUGUGAUCAGGCUGGAGAGAGAGGAGAGAGAGAUGGCUGCGUCCGAGGCCAAGUUGAGCGUUGCUCAGAAGCGUCUCAAUGGGUCGGCCGAGUCCAUUCAAGCACAGCGAGUUUGGUUUCAGACUCAACAGGAGAGGAAACAGAGCCGUGAGUCGAAGGCUCUGCAGGAGUUCGAUCUUGCUCUGAGAGGGAAGAAGAAGAGAGAAAAGUUCUUGAACCAAGGCAAGAAGAAAGAGCUAACGUCUGAGGAGCGAGCUCAGUUCGAGAUCUUGAAGUCUCAGAUGUUCGCUGAGAGAGCGGCCAAGAGAGAGAGACGCCCGAAGAGAGCGAGAGCGAUGCCAGAAGAAGAGAUGCCGACUAAAGCCAAUCACAAAGCAGGAAAAGGAGGAAAAGGAGGAAAAGGAGGAAAGCAGUCCGUGUUUGACAAAGAGCUGACCAACACCAGCAGCAAGGCUCUGAAACACUACAGAGCUGGACCGUCAUUCGAAGACAGGAAGCGGCUCGGUAUUGAUAGGAAGCGUCCUGGCGGCUCCAGGUUCAAGAAGAAGAAGUAAAAGCCAAGAUGGCCGCCUUGAGAAGCAGUUUUUUCCUACGUGAAUUUUCCACGUCGUCUCUGUGUAUAUCUCUUACAGUUUUUUUGUUCAUUUAAGAAGUUUUAAAUAAAGUGUAAUUCUGUAUAAAAACA